AUGGCCACGCCUACAGACCCUCAAGCUGCAGCACUUCUAUACCACGUUGUUGCUCAGAUGCAGCAGAAUGUAGAUUUCCUUGUCUCCCAGAACUAUAUCUCGUCUGCAGACGCCUCGAACAUUAUUUCUAGGCUGCCAUCUAGUGUUCACGGGGGGGCAGCAUCUCCGCGAGGUAUAUUGUCUUCGUUUUCUGUGCGAAAACGUAGCGUCCCAUCGACCCCUGCGCGCGCCAAUCAAGCGCGCGCGUUGUGGGCGUAUAACCAAGGUGGACAGGACCCGAGUGAUCUCUCGUUUUCUGAAGGGGACAUUAUAGAAAUUGUUUCUGAGACCAACGCAGAUUGGUGGACUGGAAGGGUGAACGGCAAGGAGGGAUUAUUUCCCUCUAACCACGUCGAAAAAAUCGCCGUAAACUCCCCCGCGCCGCCAUAUAACGUGCAGUCUGCCGUUGGCGCUAACCAUGCAUUUGAGAAGCCUGUAUAUAAGCCUUUCAUGGCCGCGCACCACGGGAUCGACCAGCCUCCUCCGCCUAACGGCUCGACGAACUCAAUUGGUCUGCAACAAGCGGCGGGACAAGAAGAAAAAAAGGCCAAAUACGGCGCGCUCAAGAACACAAUGGCACACUCCGCUGCCGCUGGCUUGGGCGCGGGAGCAGGUAAAUCUCUUUCUCACAUCUUCCAAUAUAUACUGAUGCACCCUCAUCGCAACCUAGGUAUGGCACUCGGCGGGGGGCUUGUACGCAAGAUUUUGUGA
Messenger RNA from Heterobasidion irregulare TC 32-1, 750 nucleotides. RefSeq lists its product as uncharacterized. The coding region runs from base 1 to 750 and encodes 249 amino acids. Gene Ontology annotation, cellular component: mating projection tip; Rvs161p-Rvs167p complex; actin cortical patch. Gene Ontology annotation, molecular function: protein binding; lipid binding. Lineage: Eukaryota; Fungi; Basidiomycota; Agaricomycetes; Russulales; Bondarzewiaceae. Gene Ontology annotation, biological process: plasma membrane tubulation; actin cortical patch localization; endocytosis. The record is from RefSeq and is a predicted model, not a curated record. The transcript is spliced from 3 exons.